AUGUGUGCCCUUGCACCGGUAAAAGAGCUUGCGGUCGUGUGCGUGAGAGGCUGGCGAGAGGCGUGGGGACACAGACUGGUAGAUAUAGUGGAUGAAAUCAAAAACAGAUUUGAAGAUAUUUUGAUGAUGGAAAUACCACCAUGGAUCAUAAAUCCAUUUGACGAAACUGAAGUGGCGGAUGUGGUAUUACAAGAGGAACUACUCGAGCUCAGCACCAAUGAAGAACUGAAGGUGCAAUUUAAAAAAGGCUACCAAAGAUUUUGGCUGCAGGCAAAAAUACUCGAAAAAUAUCGAGAUAAAUAA
Messenger RNA from Diatraea saccharalis (sugarcane borer), 303 nucleotides. The record is from the annotation of a GenBank genome assembly. Lineage: Eukaryota; Metazoa; Arthropoda; Insecta; Lepidoptera; Crambidae.